UCCCAUUCAGUCGUUUGUUGGGAUCCUCCCUACAGACAGUCGUGCGUGUGCGCUGUUACCGACACAACGGGAUUGUCAGAGCAAUAUUUCAAGAGGAACGACCAAUUAACAGAAAGAAAUCAAUAGGUAACGUGAUCUGGAUUGAUUUCCUGCGGCAAUGUAAAGAUGGCGAGAGUACUCCACAACUUGCUGUUAUUUAUGAUCAGACUUGCGCUGAAAAUCAGAGUUUUGGGGUAUUGGUCAUUGAUAUACGGUUAUUGUGCACUUUGCACCAUCGUAGCCCUGCUGAAACUUUGGUGGAACAUCAUUUUAAGGCCGACAGCAACCUUCCAAUGGGGGAUUCGUGAAACUCCCCCGGCUUGUCUGAAUGACACGUCCUUGGGAACCCACUGUUAUGUUAGGAUAAAGGAGUCUGGCCUUAGGUUUCACUAUGUUGCUGCUGGAGAGAGAGGAAAGCCGCUCAUGCUGUUUUUACAUGGCUUCCCAGAGUUCUGGUUCUCCUGGCGCUACCAACUACGUGAGUUUAAGAGUGAAUUCCGUGUGGUGGCCAUUGACAUGCGGGGCUAUGGCGAGUCUGACUUGCCCCUCUCCACUGAAAGUUACCGCUUUGAUUACCUGGUUACUGACAUCAAGGACAUUGUGGAGUACUUAGGGUACAACAGAUGUUGCCUCGUUGGCCAUGACUGGGGUGGGACUAUAGCGUGGCUGUUUGCCAUUCACUACCCAGAGAUGGUGACAAAACUCAUCGUCUUAAACUGUCCCCACCCUUCUGUGUUCACAGAUUAUGCCCUGCGUCAUCCCAGCCAGCUGCUGAAAUCCAGUCAUUUCUUUUUCUUCCAGCUGCCCCGCUUUCCAGAGCUCAUGCUCUCCAUCAAUGAUUUCAAGGCUCUGAAGGGCUUAUUCACUAGUCGCAGCACAGGGAUUGGGAGAAAAGGCCGAUGGCUCACCGCAGAGGACCUGGAGGCCUAUCUUUAUGCCCUCUCACAGCCAGGUGCUCUGACAGGAGCACUCAACUAUUACAGGAAUGUCUUCAGCUCCCUGCCCCUCAGUCAAAAUUAUGUCAGGUCUCCAGUUCUGCUGAUGUGGGGUGAGAGGGAUGCAUUCCUGGAGCAGGAGAUGGCCGAAGCAUGCCGCCUGUACAUCAGGAAUCACUUCCGUCUCAACAUCAUAUCUGGGGCGAGCCACUGGCUGCAGCAAGAUCAGCCGGACAUCGUCAACACCCUCAUAUGGACCUUCCUCAAGGAGGGAGAGGGACGCAAAAGCUACAGGAACUGAAUCUCCAACGAGGCCUCCUUCUGCCCUCUUUCCCCUCCCACUUGCCACACCUGGAAGCCUGGAAUAUGCCUGUGACACCAACCGACAUAAUGAUAAUGCAAUCAUUCUUUAAAUCUUACACAUUUCAGAUAUUUUUUUAAAGAUGUCAGCAGUACAGGAAAGAACAAAAGCACACGUCAUGGGAGAGGACACUGAAUAGUACGUUUGACACAUAUUCAAGAUGUUUUUUGCACAUAACAUCAGCCUUAAAAUUUGCUGGUUACAACAUUACAAAUGUGUGGCAAAAUCUCCUUGUGAGUUGUAUUGUGUGGUGCCUUUUAACUUUCGAGUUUUGCAGUGUAAAGAAGCACCAUAUCCUGAGAGAUUGGGAUGUGGCGUUAUCUGCUAUACUUGUAUGUUUCACUGGAUCACUCCACUCUACUUUGGGCACAGUCCUCUGGGAGCCCCAUUCUCCUACUCCCUUUAUCAGGUAGUGUUGUCUAAAGGAUUUUUUCUUUUUUGUAUUUUUUUCCUCAGCGAUAUUUGCUCAAACAUAGAGAAUGUUGUUAUCUUGAUCUUCCUGUAUAGAGAAUCAGUGAUGGUUGACUAUUGUACUCUUUUUGUAUCUCUUCCUACACACUGCAUUUUGAAAUUCACUGAGCCAG
Messenger RNA from Myripristis murdjan (pinecone soldierfish), 1919 nucleotides. RefSeq names its product epoxide hydrolase 4 (gene ephx4). Gene Ontology annotation, molecular function: catalytic activity. The record is from RefSeq and is a predicted model, not a curated record. The transcript has 7 exons. Lineage: Eukaryota; Metazoa; Chordata; Actinopteri; Holocentriformes; Holocentridae. Bases 166 to 1275 code for a protein of 369 amino acids.